GCCGCUAGCGCGGCCUUGGUCACCGCUCGGUUUUGGGACUUGGGUCGUUCUCCGAAGAUGUCUUGGGCAACGGAGGCCUCCAGGGACCCAAAACUGUGCGGUGACAGAUCCGUAGCCACUCUGGCACAAGGCCUGGCACCGCCUUCCACUUCAGCACACACUACUCUACACUUCUUCAACUCGCCUCCGCACCUGACAGGAUGGUGCCCCCUCGCUCGCGCGUGCUGCUGGCGUGCUUGCUGGCAGGCGCACGCGGGGCGUCCCUCUCCGGACUGGAGGCCGCCGCCGACGCCGACGCCCUGGCGAUGCGGCUCGCCGACACCCUGGCGAUGCAGCUCUCCGCGGCGCUGCGCACGCCGCCGACGACGGCCGUGAACGAGACGGAGAACUGCACGAACGAGACCAUCCCCUGGCUGCAAAUCGGGUUCGCCAUGGACUGCACCGGCAGCACCGGGGCGUACCUCGCGUCUCUGAAGACGACAGUCGGCAACCUGGCGGCCCAGUUGUCGGCGUCGGUCACCACGCUGCAGAUGGCAUUUUUGUGCUACCGCGACGAGGGCGAUGUGUCCCCUCCCCGCUACGAGUGGGCAGUGCACCCUAAUCCGCUUGCUCACUGGUUCACGGACUCCGUCCAGCUGCAAGCCGCGAUCGCCCCCUUCUACUCCACAGGCGGCGGCGACAGUCCAGAGGACAACGCCGGCGCGAUGGGGCAGAUGUUGCACAACAAUCCAUGGGAUCCGAGCGCCGUGAAGGUUCUCAUUGUCAUCUCGAAGGACAGGGACUCCCAGCGGACGCCGUAUCAGACCGACGCCCUCCAGUGCACGCUGAUGCAGGAUAUCAGGGCGGCCGGUAUCAACCUCAUCCUGGGGCACCUGGACACCAGCACGACAUCAUCUAUGCUGUGGGACUCGACGUACAAACCGACACUGCCAUGGAGGGGAUGCUACGCGGACCCCUCCGACCCACACCAGCUGAAGGAGAUCCAGUUCUCUGGCGUUACCGCGACAGAAUUCAGCGCCCUGUUGAUCGAGGAGAUCUGCGACACAAUCACCACUGUCCCAGAAGACCCCACAGCAGUGGGCGACCCGCAUCUCGUCAACAUGCUCGGCGAGCAUUUCGAUAUCAUGCGCGCUGGCAGGUACAAGCUCCUCCACAUCUCCCGCGACGCCGACAAGCGCGACCUGCUGCUCGCCGCAAGUGCAGACGUGGUCCGAUACGGGCACUCCUGCGACGACAUGUACUUCACGGCCAUCAACAUUACUGGGCAGUGGUCAUUCGGGCACAAGAACACCACUUUCGUCGCCGGGGCCGCCCCGCCCAAGACCAGCACGGGCUGGGUGGACUUCGGCGCCGUCUCGCUGAAGGUGGUCCACGGCAGGACGGUCAAGGCCACGCCGUACCUGAACUUCUUCGCGGGCCGCGUGCAGCACGCGGGGUACAGUGCCGGAGGCCUUCUCGGCGACGGCGACCACACGAAGGCCGAGACCCCAGACGAGGAGUGCCAGAAUCACAUGUCGCUGCUGUCAAGCAGUUCGGUGCUCAGGUAAAGCUGGCCUUCCAGUAUACCCCUGGCCGCCGCGAUGUCUCUCGCGUUCCUCUGAUGGCAGUACGUCUUGAUUGUUUUUCUCACAUGUUCCAGUUGUUCGGCGCUUCCUCGUGCUGAGACGCACGCGUGCGCAAGAGGCUAUCAACCGAGAGACCACAGCGGCCCAGACUGCGUUUUCUGCUGUCCGCGCCUGGCACGGCCGCUGUCUUUACGGUCAACCCGCAUAAGAGGGAUGGGCAACCUUCCCAAGGCUAUCCUUGCAUCCUCGCUUCCUCGGUCCAAACCUUCGCCACUUCCGUUGGCCGCGCCCAACUCGAAAAGC
Prorocentrum cordatum is the source of this 1868-nucleotide messenger RNA. Lineage: Eukaryota; Dinophyceae; Prorocentrales; Prorocentraceae. The record is from the annotation of a GenBank genome assembly.